Arachis ipaensis is the source of this 930-nucleotide messenger RNA. Lineage: Eukaryota; Viridiplantae; Streptophyta; Magnoliopsida; Fabales; Fabaceae. The record is from RefSeq and is a predicted model, not a curated record.
AUGGAAACGCAUAGAGCCAAACUACGCUGCCAAUGGUUACAAUGCAAACUACGUUCUUCAUCCAACAAGAGGAAUUCUGAUGAUUCAACAGUUGAGGUGCCGUUCUCAAGCAAGAGGAAGGCAGCAAACGCCUUUGGUCACUGUCUUGAAGGGGCUAACGAGGAGGAGAAGAGGUUGAUGAAUAUCAAGAAAACAAAAACAGAUUGUUUUAUUCAAAAUAAGCAGUAUGAUUUCAACGAUGAUGAACUUGAAGUUGUUGAUAUUCUAUUUAACCUCUCCGGGAACUUCUUAGAGAGGGUUAAUUUAGAGACUUCAAGCAGUGCUGCGAAUUCAACCCCCAGUGCCGACCAAGAACAGGUUUCAAAGGAGGCUUCCAAGAUGACCAUUAACUCAAUGGAUUUACGGAACAAGAAAGAAACAAAGAAACCAGUCAGCCAAGAAAGAAACAGCCCCAGUGCCGAUCAAGAACGGAUUUCAAACAAGAAUUCCAAGAAGACCGUUAGCUCAGUGGAUUCUCGGUGCAAGAAAGAAUCAAAGAAACCAGUCAACCAAGCACCCUCUGAAUUGCCACAAAAUUUCAAGAACUUGAUAAGUGAUAUGAGUGGCAGCAAGAUCACUCUGCUUAUUGAAAAAACUCUCUAUUCCUCGGAUUUGAAUCCGCAACAAAAUCGGCUUUCGAUGCCGUCACAACAGGUCAAGGACAAAGAUUUCUUGCUUUCCACGGAACUAGAAAGUUUGGAGGAGAAAAAGGGAAUAAAAGUGAAAUUGAUCCAACCGUCUCUGAAAAUCACGGAGUUGACUUUGAUUAAGUGGUUCAUGCACAAGGGCCCAGAGUCAGAGAAAGUAAGCAUAUCCUAUAUUCUGAGGUCAAAUUGGGUCCAAGUUGCAAAGGCUAACAAUCUAGAAAAGGAUGAUGUUGUUCAAGUUUGA